AUGAAACCUAAAAGAAGAUUAAGAUUGUCGAUUUCCUGUGAAAGGUGCAGAAGGAGGAAAAUCAAAUGCGACCGUGGUCAACCAUGCGGGAAUUGCAUUAAACGGCAUGUUAUCGCAGAGUGUGUGUACAAGAAGCCAUUGAAAAGGAAAAUAAAGCAAGGACAAAGGUAUAAGCAAGAGCUUUUCAAAGAAUUGUGUCGUCUUAGAUCAGAAAAUGAAAGUCUAAAGCACAAAAUAAUGGAUAAUAACAGGGACUACACUCUAAAGAGCUCAGAAUGCGCUUCUGCGAAUUUCGACAUGCUUCUAGUUAAGGACAGGUUGAUUUUUCAUAGUGUAUCUACAUCGAGACUCAGCAUACUUCGAGGUGAUUCUGGUCUAGCUUCGAUGUUUAAUGAGUUUUCAAAGGCUACAAGAAAACCAAAGCUUUACAGUAUUCUCACAGAUACUGACGGAUUAAGUAUUGGCUGUCCAAGUGGAAAAGAGUCAAGUUCUACAAUCAACACAAAUGGUGAAAGACUGAAUCACCAACUUGCUUCAUCAAUAACUGCCUAUAAGUUAAAGCAUCGUGGAAACCUUUUAACUCAGUCAAAUACUGGACGAAAUGAUUUAAUUCACUUGAUCCAAGACAAACUGCCUUCUCCCUUCAUAAUUGAUGCUUUGGUUCAGCAUUUCUUCAAUAGAGUUUACUACUUGAUGCCAUUUAUAGAUGAGACUGCAUUUCAAUCAGAGCUGAAGUUCUCAAUCUACACAAUGGACCAUGGAAAGCAUUCAGUAUUAAAUCCGAAAGCAAGAACUGUUUUUAUCGUCCUCCUCCUGCUCGUUAUGCGUUUCUCAUAUAUAGCUAUCCCUAAUGGAAGCGUUGAGAAAAUCACUGAUGAAAGUGCCAGAAUAGUUGUAAUGUCCGGUAUUAAGAUUGAACCUGAGAUUGUUGAAUUAGCGAGGCAGCUUUUGUUUUCUCAAGAUGGAGAGUUUUGUAUUUUCAAAAGAGUUACGCUUUCAAGCAUACAGUGUCUUUUGUAUCUUCAUCUUUAUCAAGCAUAUUCUUCGGAAAUAAAUGAAGAUAGCGCCGAAAACUCUAUAUUUGUCAAUAUGCUUGUUCAAAUGAGCAUGCUUAUUGGUUUGAACAGAGACCCCGAUAUGUUUCCUACGCUCAUAAAGGACAAAUCUAUCAAAAUACUUUGGCGUCGGAUUUUCUACCAGAUAAUAUGGAUUGAUACUCUCAAUGCAUUUAAUUUUGGAGGUCUCCCGAUGAUUUCCGAAGGCUACUAUGAUGUCAAACUUCCAGAUCUCACCGAAGAUGAAAAAGCAGCUAUCAGUCUGUUUGAGCACAAAAAUAUGAUGACACUGCCCCCAGAAAAACUUAAACGCCUACUUUUAGAAGGGGAAAUUAAUAACAGCAUUACUGCAAAUCACAACUUAUGUCUUCUACUUCAUCAUAUGUUAAGCCGCGUUUAUAGAAUUGACACAAAAAUUGAAUUCGGUGAAUUGAUGCAAUUUGUUGACCAGCUCGUCUUGCUAAAAUAUCAAUAUUGUCCAAACAUAUUUUCACUUUAUGGAGCUAUUGGAAAGGGAAGAAAGAAGGUAGAUGCGAUUUUCAGUAUUCCCAAGUCCAGGUUGUUGUUAACAGCUGCAUUCGUGUACAUGUAUAUUAACACAUUUGCCUACCUAGCCUUUGAUAUUGCAAAGAACGCCGAAGAUAGAAAGCAAGCCUCAGGAAAGGCGUCUCAAUCUGCUAUUUGUUUAUUCAAGCUUAGCUAUGACUUGGCUGAUAGUUUAUCAAAAAGCUCCACGGAUCACUCAAGUCAAAGCAUUUUAAGCUUAUUGUGUGGGGAUUUGCAAAAUCUCAUUUUUGUCAGAAUUCACAGCUGCUUUGAAAGAGUGCAGUUCUGGUUUAUAUCCAGGAGUAUCCGUGAGAUUGAUCCAAUGGCUAGUCCUAGGAUAUUGGAUGAAAUAGAACACUUUUAUAACUUGGAUGAUUUAGCAGAGGUAAAAUCAUGGUUACUAAAAGACACAGCCGGGCUAUUCCAAAGUAUUCUUAAUCAUUUCAAGAGUUACUAUUCGGCUUUAAGUAAGUUGGAGACACGUUUCUUUAUAGCAUGGAGAAAUAAAGUUAUGGUAACGUUUUUAUUUACGUUUAUAAAACGGAAAUGUGCAGGGAUGAAAGAUGAGAAACUUGAAUCGACACUACAAGGAAUUCUUAGGUCGAAAAUUAGUAUAAAUGAUAAUUCACGCAUUGAUAUACACGGAAGUAACGUUUCAGGGAAGAUUCCUCGUGAAAGUAUGGUUGCGAAUACAACUACAAAUUUGCAGCCUACAUUUUCUUCAAAUUUAUCAACUGAACGGUCUGGAUUGUCUGAUAAUAAUAACUAUGAACCUACACUUGAAAGUUUUAGGGAUUUUGAUAGUCAAAUCAGUGACCUUUUUGGAGGUGAAUAUGAUCUAAAUUCAGUAUAUGGUUCGGAUGACUUGGUUUCUUUGAUGGGUCUUAAUUUUGAAUGA
Messenger RNA from Brettanomyces bruxellensis, 2499 nucleotides. RefSeq lists its product as uncharacterized. NCBI's taxonomy places the organism in Eukaryota, Fungi, Ascomycota, Pichiomycetes, Pichiales, Pichiaceae. Gene Ontology annotation, molecular function: DNA binding; DNA-binding transcription factor activity, RNA polymerase II-specific; zinc ion binding. Bases 1 to 2499 code for a protein of 832 amino acids. Gene Ontology annotation, biological process: DNA-templated transcription; regulation of DNA-templated transcription. The transcript has a single exon. The record is from RefSeq and is a predicted model, not a curated record.